This is a messenger RNA of Sugiyamaella lignohabitans, 909 nucleotides long. Its product is annotated as Protein midA-like protein. The record is from RefSeq and is a predicted model, not a curated record. Bases 1 to 909 code for a protein of 302 amino acids. The transcript has a single exon. Lineage: Eukaryota; Fungi; Ascomycota; Dipodascomycetes; Dipodascales; Trichomonascaceae. Gene Ontology annotation, cellular component: mitochondrion. Gene Ontology annotation, molecular function: protein-arginine omega-N symmetric methyltransferase activity.
AUGGGAGCUGGUAAUGGAACGCUUAUGCUUGAUAUUCUAGACUACAUUCGAGAGACACAACCAGAUGUCUAUAGUAGGACAAGGUACAACAUUAUUGAAAUCAGUAGCUCACUGGCAUCAAAACAACUUAGUAAUUUGCAUCGCCGAGUAGCUUCGGCGGGUCAUGCUGACAAGGUCAAUAUUAUCAACAAAAGUAUUUUUGCAUGGGACACGGAGGUUCCUGAGCCCUGUUUCUUUAUCGCCUUGGAAGUUUUCGAUAAUUUUGCUCAUGACGUAAUUAGAUAUGACAACACAACACUCCAGCCAUAUCAAGGAAAUGUAGUCAUUGACAAGAGUGGUGACUUUUUCGAGAUAUACUCGCCGGAUCUGGACCCUUGGGCUGCUGAGUUCAUGAAGUUACGCAACCGCACCUUAGCCGGUGAAUAUGUGCCCGCAUGGGAAUUGGGCUAUCAUCCACUGGCACAACCAAAGAUUUGGAGAGGACUGAAAAAUAGCAUUUUACCAUUCAGGGGUAAUCUCUCCGACCCUGAAUAUAUCCCUACCAGAUACCUUGAGUUUUUGCAUGUUUUGAGAGACUACUUCCCAGAACACCGCCUACUGACGUCGGAUUUCACACAUCUUAGCGAGACUAUCCCAGGAUACAAUGCACCCGUUGUACAAACUGUGAUGGAGAAUAAAAUGAUUCCAAUUUCCACAUACAUGGCGAUACAGGGCUUUUUUGAUAUAUUGUUUCCCACUGAUUUUGAUCUUGCAGCUCAGUUAUACACGGCAGUUUGUGGAAAACUUAUAAAGACAGCCUCUCACCGUGAGUUUCUUGAGGUCUGGGCAGAAGUAGAUGCUACUUCCACGAAGACAGGUGAGAAUCCCAUGUUGUCGUUCUAUCAGAAUGCAGCAUUUAUGUAUAGCUAA